Parastagonospora nodorum SN15 is the source of this 570-nucleotide messenger RNA. RefSeq lists its product as hypothetical. Bases 1 to 570 code for a protein of 189 amino acids. The record is from RefSeq and is a predicted model, not a curated record. NCBI's taxonomy places the organism in Eukaryota, Fungi, Ascomycota, Dothideomycetes, Pleosporales, Phaeosphaeriaceae. The transcript has 2 exons.
AUGGCAGAGACGGACUCCACUCAUACUUCGACAUAUGAGGACGAAGCGACAAACACGCAGCAUGGCGUACCACAGCCACCUCCACUCCCUGUGCUUACAAACGCCCCAAAAGCAUUCCCGGGCUGCUGUCUUGCCCUCAGUGCGCCUCUGAUCGAAUACAUUCACUCGCUUCUUCCGCCGGCCCCUGCGCUUACCCUCUCAAUCGGCAGCGGCUUUGGCCUACUCGAAGCCCAUGUCCUCGCAGUAUCACAACCACCGCGUCUACUUGGUGUAGAGGUGGAGAAGAGUCCGAAUCAAUACCUUCCAGCGGCGAACCACCGUCUAGUUCAUGGGACGCGCUUUUUGGAGCCGCUUGCUGCAGAAGCCGCGACAUGGCUGUUCGUGUAUCCACGACGCGUUGGCUUGGUCAACGAGUACCUUCAUGAAUAUGGUCAAGGCAUAGUAGAGACAAUCAUUUGGAUUGGCCCACAAGCCGAUUGGGCUGACUACAUUCAGUGCUUCGCACGUUGGGAUGUCCAGAUACACAAUGCAGAUGAGACUUAUGUGAGUCCUGAAAUAUGGCAUAGAUGA